AUGAAGAUAGGUAUAUAAUCAAUUAAUUAUAAUAGCCCCUAUUCUUUAUUUGAUACUUUAAGGAAGUACUUUAUUGAUUUUUAGCAUACUCAAUCCUUAAUUCUUUGAUUAUUCAACAAUUUCUUUUUAUUAUUUUGCUUUUGUCAUGAUAUUUUCCUUGAUAUUUUAUGGUUUGACUUCUUUCAAAGAUGUAAAUAACAUAUUAUAAGUAUUAGCCUGGCUAUCUGAUGAUAAGGAGUCCUAAUAAUACUGAUUGUUCUAAUUAAAUGACAUAAAAACGCAAAAUAUUUUAAUUUUCAACCUUGCCUUCUAAUGCUAGAACUUAUCCUAUAAUAGAAUAACAAAACCCAAUUUAAGAAUAAAAAUCAGAAAAUGAAUAGUAUAUAUUUAAAAAUAUUUGAAAGAGAAUUACCAUGUGAAGCAUCUUUAGAUAUUAAUCAAUUACCUGAAUUUGAUAUGAAUUAGAUUCCAUCUUUUACUAAAACUCCAGAUAAAUAUCCAUCUCCUAAUAAAUAGAAUAAUCAACAAAAAAUAUUCUAAGAUUUUGAUACCAAAUAGGCAUCAACAUAAGCUUUUUCAAUAACAAGUUAAAUUGAACAUGAAACUAUUGUUCCUAUUAACAAUAAUGAUAAAUAAAAAGAUAUUGAUAUAUAAAAAUAAGAAGAGAAUACUUCUUAAAAGAAUAAAAAUGAAGAAAAAAUAAUGAAUAAGAAUCUUUAACCAUCUCUUACAAUAUAAGUACAUUCUGUUUAAAAUGAAUUUAUAAGUGAAUAAUAUUCACCAGGAAUGUCUGAGAGAAACAAAAUAACUUAAUCAACAAGAGCAGUCAAUAAGAUAUUAAUAGAAAAAAGGUUCAACAUUUUAAUAAUAGAUUAGAUAUUGUCCAAUUUGUUCAAUAGAUUAAUUAGCAAGAGCAAAACAUUGUUAAUCAUGUAAAAAAUGUGUUGCUUGUUAUGAUCAUCAUUGUCCUUGGGCUGGUAAUUGUAUUGGAGAAAGAAAUAGAUGUGUUUAUUAUUGGUUUUUAGUAUUUUAGAUUUAAGAAAUCUAUUAUGCAUUUAUUAGUGUAUUAAAUUUUAAUAAAUUAGAUUUUAGACAUUACAAAAUUUAGAAUUUAAUAAUUACAAUCAUCUUUUUAAAUUCUUUUCAAUUUACUUUUUUACAAUAAUAAUAUUUUUUGGUGUUUUAGUAACAAGAUUAUUAUGUUUUUAAACAUUUCUUUCAUUUUAAAAUUUAACAACUUGUAUUUUAUAUAAUUANAUAAUCAAUUAAUUAUAAUAGCCCCUAUUCUUUAUUUGAUACUUUAAGGAAGUACUUUAUUGAUUUUUAGCAUACUCAAUCCUUAAUUCUUUGAUUAUUCAACAAUUUCUUUUUAUUAUUUUGCUUUUGUCAUGAUAUUUUCCUUGAUAUUUUAUGGUUUGACUUCUUUCAAAGAUGUAAAUAACAUAUUAUAAGUAUUAGCCUGGCUAUCUGAUGAUAAGGAGUCCUAAUAAUACUGAUUGUUCUAAUUAAAUGACAUAAAAACGCAAAAUAUUUUAAUUUUCAACCUUGCCUUCUAAUGCUAGAACUUAUCCUAUAAUAGAAUAACAAAACCCAAUUUAAGAAUAAAAAUCAGAAAAUGAAUAGUAUAUAUUUAAAAAUAUUUGAAAGAGAAUUACCAUGUGAAGCAUCUUUAGAUAUUAAUCAAUUACCUGAAUUUGAUAUGAAUUAGAUUCCAUCUUUUACUAAAACUCCAGAUAAAUAUCCAUCUCCUAAUAAAUAGAAUAAUCAACAAAAAAUAUUCUAAGAUUUUGAUACCAAAUAGGCAUCAACAUAAGCUUUUUCAAUAACAAGUUAAAUUGAACAUGAAACUAUUGUUCCUAUUAACAAUAAUGAUAAAUAAAAAGAUAUUGAUAUAUAAAAAUAAGAAGAGAAUACUUCUUAAAAGAAUAAAAAUGAAGAAAAAAUAAUGAAUAAGAAUCUUUAACCAUCUCUUACAAUAUAAGUACAUUCUGUUUAAAAUGAAUUUAUAAGUGAAUAAUAUUCACCAGGAAUGUCUGAGAGAAACAAAAUAACUUAAUCAACAAGAGCAGUCAAUAAGAUAUUAAUAGAAAAAAGGUUCAACAUUUUAAUAAUAGAUUAGAUAUUGUCCAAUUUGUUCAAUAGAUUAAUUAGCAAGAGCAAAACAUUGUUAAUCAUGUAAAAAAUGUGUUGCUUGUUAUGAUCAUCAUUGUCCUUGGGCUGGUAAUUGUAUUGGAGAAAGAAAUAGAUGUGUUUAUUAUUGGUUUUUAGUAUUUUAGAUUUAAGAAAUCUAUUAUGCAUUUAUUAGUGUAUUAAAUUUUAAUAAAUUAGAUUUUAGACAUUACAAAAUUUAGAAUUUAAUAAUUACAAUCAUCUUUUUAAAUUCUUUUCAAUUUACUUUUUUACAAUAAUAAUAUUUUUUGGUGUUUUAGUAACAAGAUUAUUAUGUUUUUAAACAUUUCUUUCAUUUUAAAAUUUAACAACUUGUAUUUUAUAUAAUUAUAUAAAAAUAGGGGAAUUUUAUAGUUGGAAUAAGAUAUCUUAUUUGUAAGAAUUAAAAAGAAAGAAUGGAUCUCCAUUUAGUUAUGGAUGGAUAAAUAAUAUAUAAAUAUAUUGUAGAUUUAAAAUACCAUAACUAACAAUUUGGGAAUAUAACCCAGAGAGAGUUUAUAAAUGA
Molecule: messenger RNA, 2674 nt
Organism: Paramecium primaurelia
Lineage: Eukaryota; Ciliophora; Oligohymenophorea; Peniculida; Parameciidae
Source: the annotation of a GenBank genome assembly